Topomyia yanbarensis is the source of this 1277-nucleotide messenger RNA. It is a transcript of the gene Hap40, whose product is annotated as 40-kDa huntingtin-associated protein. Lineage: Eukaryota; Metazoa; Arthropoda; Insecta; Diptera; Culicidae. Gene Ontology annotation, cellular component: early endosome. The coding region runs from base 125 to 1024 and encodes 299 amino acids. The transcript is spliced from 2 exons. The record is from RefSeq and is a predicted model, not a curated record. Gene Ontology annotation, biological process: vesicle cytoskeletal trafficking.
AGUAGUAGUUAUGCUUUUUAUGCUGUUUUCAUUUGUUUACAUUCAUUUAAAUCCACCUCAGAAUAGCGUGAAAUUUUUUCAUCGAGCCGUUCCUAAAAAUUGAUUCGAUUCGAAUUUGCAUAAGAUGUCAAGUCAAUUUCAUAAAGAUUUAAUUCAUCAGUAUAAAAUAACUUGCAACAAACUAAAGAAAAUUCAACGAGUGUUCUUCAAACAAUUCGCACCGAAUGUUUCCGAAGUGGCAGAUGAGUUCGGAACACUGGCCAAUAAUUUCAACAAUUCUUUCCUUCCGGAAUACGCCGCCCUGUGCUAUAUGGGCCAGGGAAAAUGCGAAAAAAUGAUCGGUAAUGAUGCGGCUGAAAUUGAUGCUUUACUGAAAGCCGCUCGAUCUUUUAGAGCGGCCAAUGAGAAGCAAGCUAAAAUUUUAGUUCAGAACGUGUCCAGUGAUAAUCUGGAAGGGGCGUUCCGUUGCUACACACAAGCACUUUCCCGAUUACCAGAUGAUUCCGUGACCAAGGCUGCCAUUAUUCGAGAGUUGAAGGAGAUUAAUCCAAAUGUAGAAAUUACGAGCAACUUUAGCUCGCCAAGCCACAGAAUAUGGGACCUAGAGCGUUCGGCAGAGGAAAAUAUUCAGACCGGAGAUUUUGUGGCGGCGUUCGACAAACUAACGGAAAUAUAUGAUGAUGUUACGGAGCGACGGUGUGAAGAUCUCUAUCUGGAAGUGAUGGAAAGAGUGGAAGUAUCACGACUGUUACUGCUUUGCUUGCUUCAGCUUCCACCGUCGGUUCGAUACGAUCACAAGUUUAUUGAGCGAUAUUCAUCGAUCGGAGAAAGUAAUUCAAAACAUAGUGGGAACGGAAUCCUCUCGGAGGAGCUGUUCUUUUUGCUGCAGUCUUUGGUUAUUUCUUGUCAGGCAAAGGAUGUAGCGUCGGUAAUAGCAGUUCGAGAUGAAUUGAGCCACUGCAAGCAAUUGACUGAAUCACAGCAACUGCUGCUGAAGCAGCUUGUUUCAAAGUAUUUCAAAUGAUAUUAGAAGAUAGUUUUUACCUGCAUUGUUAUACAGGUAAAUAUGUAUAAAGCGUUUUUUUUUGUCUACAAGUAGCAUUUUGUUCACGCGCAACUGUACUGGGCUAUUUAAAUAUCUAUUGUAAUUCAUGUUUAUAAUAUUAUUAAAAUAGUGAUAAUAAGAUAAGCAGAAGCCUAAAAUAUCAAUACAAUAUAUUUAUUACUCAACUCGAUUUACUGGUGUUUCUUGGAAGUUCUUGUGUCCGUGUACUUGU